Coffea arabica (coffee) is the source of this 3780-nucleotide messenger RNA. NCBI's taxonomy places the organism in Eukaryota, Viridiplantae, Streptophyta, Magnoliopsida, Gentianales, Rubiaceae. The record is from RefSeq and is a predicted model, not a curated record.
AUGCUACUUGUCAAAAAGAAGGAGAAUCAUGUGGCAACCUUUGGGGCUGCUACAAACCAAAAAUGUUCUUCACCACCGCGCACCACCACUCCCACAUCGCCGCCGCCGUACGAAGCAUGCUCGCAAGGCCACAGCACGGCCUUAAACCUCCCAACUUCGGAAGGCGGAAGGAUCUGCCUAGUCUGCCUCUCGAAUCUCAUCUCCAAUCCCAAAUCCCCAACAGUUCACGUCUCCUACGCCCUCUCUCAACUCUCCCAAGCCCUGGCUCAACCUCAAUUUCUCCACUCCUUCGUCACUUUCCACUCUCAUUUCCUAAUUUCUCCUCUCAUUCAGUCCCUUUCCGCCUUCAACGAUGCUGCCAUCGCCGCACAAAUCGUGGAUUUGGUUUUGCUAAUAUGUGACGCUGCUAAGGAUGGUCAAGUGUACGGAGAGUUCGUCGCAAAAGUUACUGAUCGUCUCUCGUCUUACUCCCUAGCUUGGAGUUGCCAACAGCUCCAAAUUCUUCAUUGCUUGGGCGUUCUCUUGGAGUGUCAGAAAAGUAAUCCUCAUAUAUAUGUCAAAGACAAAGGUGCCCUUGUUUUCAACCUUAUCGCAGGUCUUCAGUUGCCUAGUGAAGAAAUCCAAGGAGAGAUUCUGUUUGUUUUGUACAAAAUAGCUUUCCUGGUCAAUGCCAAUGAAGAUAAUGAUUUUUCUGAAGUAUUAGAUGCGAAUUGUGCUAAGCUUUUGGUCUUAUCACUGGAAGCCCUCAUGAAGACUCAAAGUGAUGAUGUUCGGUUGAACUGUAUAGCACUUUUGACAGUGUUUGCUCUUAGAGGAUGGUUUGAGAAUACAUGUAGAAAUGAAGUAAAGGAUUCUUUGAAUCCCCUGCUUUCCUCAGAUUGCCAAGUUCAAGUUGCCACAUUGGAUUUGAUUUUUUUGGUGCUUGCAUGUGAAGGUGGCACUGAAGAAGAAAUCACAGUAAUGGUAGAGGAGAACAUUGCAGAUUAUGUACUUGAAAUACUGAGAUUAUCAGGAUGCAAGGAUCCACUGGUAAACUCUUGCAUUCAGGUUCUUGAUGUACUAUCAACAGCUGAGCAGGCAUUUAGACAAAGGCUUGCCAUUGGGUUUGCAACCCUGAUUCCUGUUCUGCAUCAUGUAGCCAAAGUUCCUUUUCAUCCUGCCCAAACUCAGUUGCUGAAGCUUGUAGGGAACUGUUUAGAGUGUCCAGGAAUAGUUUCCAGAUCUGAUGUUGAAGAACUAAGCACUAUUAUGACAGGGAUGCUUAAGAAAAAUACAGGCAGGGAGUCAGGCAUUCUUCCAGAGACAUUCAAUCUGGCCUGCACAUUGUUAGUUACUCUAAUGAAAAAUUCAUCUUCCUGUGGGGCUUUAAGUUUAAGCCACUUCAUGAUGCAUCAAGAGACGCUGCGUGGAAUCAUUUACGUAUGUCAAAAAGAUAUACUUCCAUGGUUCAUGACAACCAUCAAUGACAUAGAAGAGGAAGAUAUUAUCCUGGGGGUGAUUGAAACCUUUGAAUCCAUAAUGAUUCAGGAUACUGACACUGAAAUCAAGAAAUUGGCUGAGAUUAUGGUCUCUUCAUCCUGGUUUAGUGUCCUAUUAGGAUGUUUAGGGUCAUUUCCUUCUGAAAAUUUAAAAAUGAAGGUGUAUCUGAUUUUCAGUUUAAUAGCGGAUCUGCUCCUAGGUGAAGAUGCAGGACAGCCAAUACGAGGUGCUGCAUUCCACCUACCAUCUGACCCUAUAGAUUUGCUGUUCCUUCUGGGGCAGAAGAGCUCUCACAAUAUGCAUCUAUUUUCUUGUCAAUCUGCAGUACUUCUAAUACUAUAUGUAAGCUCUCUUUAUGAUGAUAGGCUUGCAGAUGAUAAGAUGGCGCUGGCUUCUUUAGAGCAGUAUAUUUUGCUUAAUGGCAGUGAUCUCUUGUGUGGAGCUUCUCCUUCACUGACAAUUGAGUUACUUGUGAAUCUUUAUGGGCUAUAUAGAGGUCUUGCCAAGAUGAGUUACCAAGUCCCUUAUAGCCCAGAAGCAGAAAGAAUCCUGUUCCAUCUAUUGACUGAUGAGGAUUGGAAUUUACUUUCAAUAAAGUUUCAUUUUACUUCUCAAUGGUUGUUCCAACAAGAUAAAAUCUUUAAGAUACUGUCAGAACAGAUGCUGAAUUUUUGUAGAAGCAACAGUUCUGGAGGAAGCAGUAUUAUUGCCUUUGGCAAAAAUAAGCUGAACUUAGAUGUAAGAUCAAUUGCAGAGUUGAUAAUGUCGGGACAUAAUUUUGGAUCAAUGCAUUUUGUGUGUUUACUUGGAGAGCUCAUAGAACAGGAUGACCAAGAAGAUGACAUCAUAUCAGUAGUUCAUACAAUUGCAGAAAUAAUUAAAGUGAUGCCAGCUACUUCAGAUCUGUUAUGCGUGCAUGGGAUAGCCAGUCCAAUCCGUAAUUUUUAUAGCCACUCAAGAUACUCAUCUCUUCCGGACUUAUUUAUCGACAUCUCCAAUCUAGUUAUUUUAAUUUUACGGUCAGUGCAAUCUGAGUCACUUUCUGAUGAUGAAACUUGGGUUGCUAUUUCCAUUAAGUUGAUGAAUUACUUGACAGGUACAAGAAAAACAGAUUGUUGGACCCAAGAAAGUAUUAUGGUGAUCAGCAUUUUUGCAUUGGUAUUGCACCACUCUACAAAUCAAGUGCUGAUUGAAACUUCCAAACUCAUACUUCUGAGUACUCCUUUAGCCUCAAUAAUAAAACAAGCUAUUGCUGAAGCUUGUUCAAAAGGAGAAGAAACAAAAAAUGGAGAAGCUCUUAUUUGUUUGCUUUUACUGAUAUUCUUCUCUUUAAGAAGUCUAUCAGCUGUUCUACCAGGGAUAACAGAAUUGCAUAAUCUACUCAAGGAUGGCAAUGAGAAGCAGCCAAUAGCCUACAUUAGUUUGCAUUGUCGCGAUUUCUGCAAGUUGUUGCAUUUUGGCUCUCCCGCAAUAAAACUCGUUUCUUCAUAUUGCUUGCUGGAGCUAUUAAACAAAAUAUCAGAUCAAGGAAGUAGAGAGCCAGAUGGGUUAAACAUUAGAAGUGGCUAUCUAUUGUCCAUAAUGGCUAUUUUAGAAGGCCUGAUUUUUUCGAGUGAUGUCAGAACCUCUCUUAAUUGUUCUCGUUGUCUGUCGAUGUUUAUUGAUUGGAAAGUGCUGGAUGGGAAGGAAUUAGCUGCAGAAAGUAACAUCUGGUGCAGGAUGAUAGUAGAGGAACUAGUAAUGUUUUUGGCAGUUCCACGCAUCGGAUCAACAUCUUUCAUGAUCCAUCACAAGCCUGCAGUUAAUGUUGCUAUUGCUUUGCUAAAAUCAAAAGAAACUCCCCACUGGAUGGCUUCCGUGUUAGAUGAUUCUUCUUUAACUGCAAUUGUUCAAAACAUUACAAGAAGUAAUGUGAGCAGGGAACUUGUUCUUUUGUUUCGGGAGCUUCUAAAUUCUGGGUAUCUAAAGGCUGAACAUAUUGCCAGCCUAAAUCGGGUCUUCCAGGCUUGCAGGAAACAUUUAUAUGUGGAUGAAGUUCAAAAUGACACCAGUGAGGUGCAAAAGGAGAAAGAAAGCGGACUUUCUUAUGGUUCAGGGAAAGUUUGUGAGAUCCUCAUUAACCUUAUGUCAUCUCUAUCUUCUCAUGAUCGCCUAGGGAGAUCACAAUGUACAAAUGAGGAACUACUGGCAGAAAUAGAUUCAUUCUCAAAGAGUCUAAUGGAUGAGGACUGAAUCUAAAUUGAAGAAAUUCAGUCUGCAUCUGAAGGGCAUCUGCCAUGUAACUAGGAAAAGGUACCCAAU